Gasterosteus aculeatus aculeatus (three-spined stickleback) is the source of this 2116-nucleotide messenger RNA. It is a transcript of the gene sgsh, whose product is annotated as N-sulfoglucosamine sulfohydrolase (sulfamidase). Gene Ontology annotation, molecular function: N-sulfoglucosamine sulfohydrolase activity. Gene Ontology annotation, biological process: heparan sulfate proteoglycan catabolic process; glycosaminoglycan catabolic process. The record is from RefSeq and is a predicted model, not a curated record. NCBI's taxonomy places the organism in Eukaryota, Metazoa, Chordata, Actinopteri, Perciformes, Gasterosteidae.
UUAACCCCGACGAGGACGCAGCUGGCCCACAACUGUGAAUUCAUCUCAACGACUUUAUUUGUCCCACUUUUUACGGCGCUAUUUCUAGUAGAUGUUUAAAACGAGCGGAGAGUUUGAGACGUAGUCGAGAUUUAUGGGACACUACGACAGCUGGGAGCUAGUUAAUUAGUCUAACUAGUUAGUUAGUCACCAUCAUGCUGCUCGAGCUGUUUCUUCUCAUCUCGGCAUCAUGUUGCAUCGGAGAGUCAAAGAGGAGGAACGUCCUCCUCAUCAUUGCCGAUGAUGCAGGUUUUGAGACUGAGGUGUACAACAAUUCUGUGGUGCACACCCCUCACCUGCGCUCUCUGGCCCGGCGUAGCCUGGUGUUCAGCAACGCCUUCACCUCCGUCAGCAGCUGUUCCCCCAGCCGCUCCUCCAUCCUCACCGGACUGCCGCAGCACCAGAAUGGCAUGUACGGGCUUCACCAGGGGGUUCACCACUUCAACUCGUUUGACGGAGUGCAAAGUCUGCCGCUGCUCCUCAGCCAAGCCAACGUACACACGGGUAUAAUUGGGAAGAAGCAUGUCGGCCCUGGAUCUGUAUACCCUUUUGAUUUUGCCUACACAGAGGAGAACAAUUCUGUCCUCCAGGUGGGGAGGAACAUCACCCGCAUCAAACUCCUGGUCCGCAAGUUUUUCAAGACACAUGACGAAAAAGCUCAUGAACGAAGGCGAAAGAAAGAAGAGAACAAAGACGACGCGAAAGAUGACGAGAGGCCUUUUUUCCUGUAUGUUGCCUUUCAUGAUACCCACCGGUGUGGACACUCGCAGCCCCAGUAUGGAGCUUUCUGUGAGAAGUUUGGGAACGGGGAAAUGGGGAUGGGUAGGAUACCAGACUGGACACCCGAAUAUUACACACCAGAACAAGUAAAGGUUCCUCCUUUCGUGCCGGACACCCCUGUGGCACGAGCUGACUUGGCUGCGCAGUACACCACAGUCAGCAGGCUGGACCAAGGUAUCGGUUUGGUUCUUCAGGAGCUCAAAGACGCUGGUUAUGAGAACGACACCCUGGUCAUCUACAGCUCAGAUAACGGCAUCCCCUUCCCGAACGGCAGAACCAACCUGUACACAUCCGGGACUGCAGAGCCCAUGUUGGUGUCCUCUCCCGAGCACAGGGGACGAUGGGGAGACACCAGCCGGGCCUACGUGAGCCUGCUGGACAUCACUCCCACCAUUCUGGACUGGUUCUCCAUUCCCUACCCGUCCUACAGCCUCCCCGGCGGGCCCGCCUCCCCGGUCCACCUCACCGGUCGCUCCUUACUGCCGGCCCUGGUCAGCGAGCCCCGCAGCUGGGACACCGUCUACGCCAGCCAGUCCCUCCACGAGGUGACCAUGUACUACCCGACCCGCUCAGUCCAGCGGGGGUCGUACCGCCUACUGCACAACCUCCACUACCGCAUGCCCUUCCCCAUCGACCAGGACCUGUACGUGUCGCCCACCUUCCAGGACCUGCUGAACCGCAGCAGGCUGAGCGAGCCCACUCACUGGUUCAAAAGCCUGCAGCAGUAUUACUACAGGCAGCGCUGGGAGCUGUUUGACUGCAGGGCAGACCCGCUGGAAUCGAGGAACCUGGUGUCAGACCCGUCCUACAGCGCAGUGCUGGAGAGCCUGAGGCAGAGCCUGCAGAAGUGGCAGUGGGACACGGGGGACCCCUGGGUCUGUGGACCGGACUACGUCCUGGAGGACAAGCUAGAGCCGCACUGCAGACCGCUCUACAACGGACUCUGAUGAACUCUAAUGGACACUAAAUGGUCCUCUCAGUCAUCUGGAUUGACAUGAUGUGCAUGGAUAUGGUCUCAUUGUUUUUUUAUCAAAUACAUUUGAUCAUUUGUUUUUUUUCUUUUUUUUGUCAAAUGCUCAAACCUUUGCUUUUACAAAACUGGAAUUGCAUUAAUUCCUAACAUUGUUUUUGGAAAAGAUUCAUUAAUCCUCAUGUAUCAAGAUAAUCUCAUCAAGUCCUCCUUAUCUGUCUCUAUUUGUUCUAAGGAACAUUUCCCCUCUUCCAGACCCCUCCAUCAUAACCCUCCCAUAGCCCUUUCAUACAACAUGGCUACACAAUAUAUAACUGAUUCAAACUA